AUGCAGAAUGCCGGGAGUGGGCUGUCGGGGGGUCCUGGACCGAGGCUCACCAGCCUGCUCUUUUCAGACUAUUUUUCCGGCCCUGCCUUCGCUGAGCUGUUCCAGACCCUACUGGACACGUCCAUGAAUUUUUUUACCGGCUAUCGCCUGGGACCGUCAGGAAACCCUAUGAAUACGCUCUCACAAUUGAUAUUGCAUCGCAUGAUUGAGUGCUUUCUAGUAGGGUCGCUGCUGAACAGUGAGACUUCUCUCUUACAUGAAGCAGGGGUGGUUCACAUGGCGUUCCACUACGUGCAACAAUACCGUUUUUGCUGCUGCUGGGUUACACGGCUGAUGUCCUCACUGGGGCGCACGUUUCUUCCCUCUGGCCUGCGGCGGCUUCUGGGUAGGUCCGUGGCCGGGUUUAUGCCAUUUUCGGUGAAAGGCGACAGUGACUCAUCGCAGACCCUUCCAAUGGAAUACAGUGAAAGCCUGCGAUAUUAUUGUCAAUUGUACAAUCAGAGUGUGCCGUAUGCUGUAUUUGUGAGUGGGUUUGUCUGCGAGCUCACGCAUGCAAUCACCGGGAAUUUGUUCUGGUGCGUAAGGUUCUACGAUGCGCGGCACAAAAGCACGUCGCGGUGGCGCCUGUUGAAGUCGUAUGUAUCUUACUUUACGAGGGAAACCACACAAAUGUUACUUGUGUACUCAGCGCGUGUAGCCGGUGCGUGGGUUGGCCGGUGUGUGACACGCGAACCGACGGGAAGCUCGGUGUUCUGGGGCGAAAGUAUCGCCCUUCUUGCGUUUUCCCCAGUUAUUUACCAGGUAACGAUGAGGCUCGCCGUAUGGAUAUUUGAAACGCUGGAGAAGCUGCAUCCACCCACGCCUGAGGACGAGCAGGAGGACUUGCGCGAGCAGGAGGCAAGAGAAGAAGAGGAGGCAGAGGCGGCCGCCUUCAGAAUACCGUUCACGUCCCCCGGCGACAACAGUGUGCCGAAGCAGGAUCUCUACAAAGUGUUGGGGGUACAGGACACCGCCAGCGCGGAGGAGAUUAAGCGGGCCUAUAGGAAAGCUGCGCUAGCAUCGCACCCGGACCGGGUUGCCAAUGACGCGGCGGCGCAGCAAGCUGCACGAGAGAAGAUGGCGAGUAUUAAUGGGGCCUACGAGACGCUCUCCUGCAAGUCCCGGCGAAGAAGGUACGACAUGGCCCGCGUGAUGGAAACAGAGAUGGGAGAGCCAAGAUGCUUUGGAAAUCUUUCAACUCCAAUGGAGGUGGGUGUCGAGGCUUUUGGAAUUUUGGGGUUGUGUCUGACGGGGGUGCUGCUGCUGUGUGGUGAGUACUUCGCGGUCUUUCAUCAAUUGACUGGACUGGGACGAACUCCUUUGCGAUUUCUCGGCAUUUCUUGA
Trypanosoma rangeli is the source of this 1383-nucleotide messenger RNA. Its product is annotated as putative chaperone protein DNAj. The transcript has a single exon. Lineage: Eukaryota; Euglenozoa; Kinetoplastea; Trypanosomatida; Trypanosomatidae. Bases 1 to 1383 code for a protein of 460 amino acids. The record is from RefSeq and is a predicted model, not a curated record.